Molecule: messenger RNA, 1189 nt
Organism: Anarrhichthys ocellatus (wolf-eel)
Lineage: Eukaryota; Metazoa; Chordata; Actinopteri; Perciformes; Anarhichadidae
Gene: hdhd2
Product: haloacid dehalogenase-like hydrolase domain containing 2
Exons: 9
Coding region: 62-841 (259 amino acids)
Biological process (GO): dephosphorylation
Cellular component (GO): cytoplasm
Molecular function (GO): phosphatase activity
Source: RefSeq, a predicted model, not a curated record
CACCAGCGAAGAAGAAAUCGUCAACAGGAAGUAGGAGCCGCAGUUGCUGAAGGUCUCCAACAUGGCGGGCAGACGGGCUCUGAAGGCGGUGCUCAUCGACCUGAGUGGAACUCUACAUGUAGAAGACGCAGCAGUGCCUGGAGCGCAGGACGCCCUGAAACGGUUACGGCAGGCGUCCGUAGCUGUGAAGUUUGUGACCAACACAACAAAGGAAAGUAAGAGGCACUUACUGGAACGACUACAUCGUCUCAACUUUGACCUCCAGGAGAAGGAGAUCUUCACUUCACUGAGUGCUGCGAGGAGUUUGUUAGAGCAGAAACAACACAGGCCGCUGCUGCUGGUGGAGGACAGUGCACUGGAAGACUUCGCUGGCAUUGAAACCUCCGAGCCAAACGCUGUCGUCAUCGGGCUCGCUCCAGAUCACUUCAACUACCAAACACUCAACGAGGCUUUCAGAAUGAUUCUGGAUGGGGCUCCUCUCAUUGCCAUCCAUAAAGCUCGGUACUACAAACGUAAGGAUGGUUUGGCCCUUGGCCCCGGGCCCUUUGUGACGGGACUUGAGUACGCGGCGGACUGUAAAGCUACUGUGGUGGGAAAGCCAGAAAAGGCUUUUUUCACUCAGGCUCUGUCUGAUUUGGGUUGUAGCCCCAAUGAGGCUGUCAUGAUAGGCGAUGAUGCCAGAGAUGAUGUAGGCGGGGCUCAGAAUGCAGGAAUGUUGGGAAUUCUGGUCAGAACCGGUAAAUACAGAGCAGGAGAUGAGAAAAAAAUCAACCCUUCUCCCCACCUGACAUGUGACAGUUUCCCAGAAGCUGUUGAACACAUCCUGAAGAACCUGCUAUAAGCUUAGACGUAACAGAGCUCUACAGUUUCUUCUUCCAGAUCAAAAAUAAACAUUUACACAAAAAUGUCUAUUUCAGGGUGGAGAACUACUUUUUCAAGUCCAGAGUGUUAAAGUAAAGCAUGCAUAUAAGAAUUACCAACCAUCAUUUGCAACAAUAACAAAUGUUUUGUCAUUAUGUAUGAAUACAAGUUUGAAUAGAAAGAUAUCCAGCAUCGUGUUUAUGAUUUUUGUACAGAAACUUAAUUAAAGACAAUAGUCCAGAAUGCUAAAAAGUAAAUGUAAAGCAUGCAUUUUAGAAGUACCCCCCCCAUCUGUUGUCAUAAAUAAAUGUGUUUGAAUAAAAAGAUA